Messenger RNA from Colius striatus (speckled mousebird), 3486 nucleotides. RefSeq names its product coiled-coil domain containing 191 (gene CCDC191). The coding region runs from base 12 to 2750 and encodes 912 amino acids. Gene Ontology annotation, molecular function: phosphatase binding. The record is from RefSeq and is a predicted model, not a curated record. The transcript has 16 exons. Lineage: Eukaryota; Metazoa; Chordata; Aves; Coliiformes; Coliidae.
GCGGCGUUGCUAUGGCGAAGCCGCUGCCGGCGCGGUGCGCCGCGGCACGGGGCGAGAAGGGCGGGCGGCUGGUGGCGUUACCCGGCAUGGCCGCGGCCUUCCCGGGGCACAGACCGCAGUUAUACCGCUGGCGGCGGCGCUGCACCGCCGGGGACGGGCCGGAGAGAGUGGAUCAAGCCUCUGAGUAUGCUGUCUCUGAAGCUUUUUCCCUUCAGAAGUCAAGGUAUCCACAGGGGUCUUGUGGUCCUGUGACAAGUUUGGAAACCAUGGAACAGCUGCAAGAUCAUGAGGAGGCCUGUGAGGAAGCCCAAGAGUUUCUCAGCAACUGGAUGAAGUCCAAACUGCAACUGGAGAUGACGAGCAAUGGCAAAGAGGAAGCUGACUCUCUUCUCCUGGAAAAGCCUUCUGCAGCCCCUCUGAAGUAUGACCGGUUUGAUGACUUGUGCAGCUAUCUGGAACAUGAAUUGGAAAGUUCUUCUGCCCAAGAUUACCAACGGUAUCUUUUGCAGAGCGAAGUUGUGAACUGUGGUAUAGUGAAACGCCUUAGACUUGAAGAUAUCAAGGAAAAGAAAAAGCUUGCAGAUCCGCGAAUAGCCAUGGAGCUCAGACACAAGCAGGUGAAAGAAAAACGAAUGAGGCAUCAGAAGGCAUUAGAGCUUAAGAGACAAGAAGAGUCCCUGAAGAAAUUGGCUCUGUCUGAGGCCAGGCUCCAAGCACAGGAGGAGGACAGAAGGAAGGCCCUGAAGGCCAAGAAGGAGGAAGAGGAGAUCCAGAGGGAAAGGGUGAAGCUGCGAAAGGAAAUGGCUGAGAAGAGGCGAAUCAUGGCAGAAGCACGGAGAACGGAAGGUAAGAGCCUAGAAAAAAGUCAGAAGCUGUCAAUACAGGAGGUAUCUAUUACUGCACCACCACCCCCAGACCUGAAGAAAGAAGAGGAGAAACAGAGAAAGGCUCAGGAGCUGCUGCACAGGAUUCACAUAAAUAAGCAAAAAUGCAUGCAACAACAUUUCUCUGCGUGGCUGAAAGUCAUUCUGGAGCACAAAAUUAAAAUGGGAAAAGCCAGAGUCCUUGCUGACUGGAAAUGCCAACUGAAGGCCCUGCGAGCCUGGAGAAACUAUACUUGGGCCCAGAAAGUAAAUCAGGAGACACAGCAAUUGGAAGUUCAUCUCCAAGAUCAAAACAGGAAAACACAACUGUCUGCGGAGCAUAACCGGCAACGGCUUUUGCGCCGCUGCUUUCUGGCAUGGCAGCACUGGAGCCAAGCAGAGACAGAGAAGCGAGAGCUGCAACUCAAGAGGGAGGAGACAAAGAGAAAAAUGGCACUGCUGCUGGAGGCAGUGUCACUGGGGAAGGGUGGUCCGGACAGGCCACUGGAGGGUAACAAGCCUGGAUCAGAAGAAGUAAACCAUCAGGACUUGCCACAAGACAAGCCAACUGAAAUUUGCCUCAUACAGGAAGAACCUGACCAGAACAGAGACCACUCAUGUUGGGAUGCUGCUCACACAUUUAAUUCCUACCGAAAAGAAACCAAAUUUGCCUGGGAGAUUACCCUAAAAUACACGGCCUCAGGUGCCCAGGAUCAGGCUGUGUACAGGAAUCAAAUAUCCGCUCCUCCCCAGCAGUCUCAGGCACCCGGUCCGAAGACAACUCCUGCUUAUAGUAGCCAUUUUGAGCACCAUUAUGCCUUCCAGCAACAUCUGAUUGAGGAGCAAAGGCAGCAGCUUCAGAAACAACAAGAGCUGAUCCUCAAACUGCAGGAAAAUCAGAAGCUGAGCAGACCUAAAGAAGAGGCAGCACAAGACAAGGCUGUAACCCAGUCCCUUAACAACUCUGCUUCACAAACCAGGGAGGAAAACCAAUCCAGAUGCAAGAAUACAACCCAUCUGAGUCCAGCUGUUUCUCAUAGGCCAGAAAACACAAGGGCAGUGAUGCAAGGCAGGAGGCCAUCCAGGCAGCUGACCCCAGUUCAUCCCAUGCUGAAAGCUAUGGAAGAGAGAGCAACUCAGCGGGCAGAACGGAGGAAGAAACUGGAGGCAGCCAAGCAACAAAGAGAAGAGGAAAAAUUGGCCCAGCUGAAGGCUGAAGAGGAAGCACGACAGAGGAAGGAGGCUGAAGAAAAGAAAGCUCAGCUGGAAAAACGACGGGAGGAACGAAGGCAGCAGAAGCUGAAAGAGAUGGAGAAGCAGAGGAGGCUGGAGAAAGAGCAGCAGCUCCAGAAAAAGGCCAGAGAUCACUAUGAGAAGGUACUGCUCAGAAAGCUGGGAAUGGUGCCAUGGAAAAGGCUGAUGGAGCAAGCCAAGGAAAACCUUGUGGUGGCACAAAGGCACCACUGCUUGGGCCUGCAAAGGAAAUGCCUGAUGACUUGGCUCCAGGACUCCCGGGAGAGCCUCAUGGAGAAGGUGUCCUGUGCUGAAGACUUCUAUUCCCAUACAUUGCUGAGAUGGGGCUUCAGGAACUGGCUAAAGUACAGGGAUUAUCUCUCCACUCUAGAGGAGAGAGCGACUGUUCUCCAUGCAGCUUGCCUCAUGAGGAAGUAUUUCUGGGCAUGGUUUGAUCUGGUCAUGGAGGAAAAGAAUAUCUUUUGGGAGAAGCUGAAUAUCGCUACUGAACACAGUAACAAGAGACUCAUGCUGAAUGCAUUCAAGGCAUGGAAGCAGUACCCAUUACUAAUGAAAAAGGAAAGAGAGAGAGAGGAAAGGAGAAACCAGCUACGCAGCACGGUAGCUGAAAUUCUCCCCGACUUCCAAGCAUGACAGAAGAAUCAAAGGAGACCAUGAAGAGGGGCAAAGAGACUGACUCUGUUCAGUGCUAUCUUCCUACUGACUAAAACAAAUCCAAGGGGAAGUUCUGUCCAGUGCAAAGAAUCUUACAGCCAAAGGAAGUUCACUUUGGGUCACCACUGUCAUAAGCUAAGUGCAUAUGGAAACUUAUCCAAUGGUUUCACUUUGCAUUUCAGCGGCCUUCCCCACAAGGUUCUCCUCAUUGGGGAGUAUCUGUAGGGGUAUCCUGGCUGGUAGCAGCAAGGCCGAGGUAACCAAGGCCUGGCAUAGGGCGUUUCAGGCCAAGACCAUUUCCACAUGCAGAGCUGCAGCACUGAUAUGGAUCCUUCUCCAUCAUAGGGAGCGCAGUACUAAACUGCACCUAUUUUUCCUGAAGCACUUGCCAGGUGCAUUUCUAUUGCCAGCUCUCUGUAGGGUGACACAGCUUGAUCAGAGAGCGAACAGACCUGACUGUCAGCUGACCCCUAACCACUACUGUGAACUUGGCCACCCGGAGAAGUUUCUAGCUAGCUGUGCCAGGAAACUUUGGAUGGGAGGAGGAGAGGGAAAAACUAUGCAGAUCAUAUUUGCUAAUGAUCCAGUUCACUGCAUCCCAUAUGGACAAUCUAAAACCUGGAUGAUUUUUCAACAGACCACCUAGUUCACAGCACUGGACAGCUCACAAGCACAAUGCUUUGAUUUUGGUGGCAAGCGGCAAUUCAAGUUUAUC